Molecule: messenger RNA, 3026 nt
Organism: Pungitius pungitius (ninespine stickleback)
Lineage: Eukaryota; Metazoa; Chordata; Actinopteri; Perciformes; Gasterosteidae
Gene: fam234b
Product: family with sequence similarity 234 member B
Exons: 12
Coding region: 140-2314 (724 amino acids)
Source: RefSeq, a predicted model, not a curated record
AUUACGGUUCAAGGCCCGCAGAAACGUGUUUUGCUUUGUUUAUUCAUUCAUUUGUUAUGUUGUGGCAACAGAGAAAACAAAAAGGUUGCAGACCACGGCACGCAGAGCAUGACGCGGGGAAAAAACUCAAAGUCCCAGCAUGCAGCGGGGCAGGCGCAGAUCCAUACGGCUGACUCGGUGCCCUGGAUCCGUGCAUCACCGCUGCCUCACGUCGCUGUCUCUCGGAUCCGCUGGAGGAGAAAUGGCUGCAGCUCUGUCCCGUGCCCUCAAAUUACCCGGGAAGAAGGGCUCGGAGCUCGGCGAGUACGACCCGCUCACCCAAGCGGACAGCGAGGACGAGAGCGAAGAGGACGACCUCGUGCUCAACUACCCCCGGAACGGCCUCGGCGCCGGCUCCUCGAAGCUGCGAGGCAGCCGCUCCGCGAGACUCGCGGGGGACGAGGACGAGGCGCAGGACGACGAGGACGACGAGGACGAGUGGAGGGAACGUCUCCCCGCUAAGUCCCGGGCAGACGGGGAGGACGUGACGGGCGCUCAGUACCGCAACCACAGGGACCCGGAACGGGGCGGCGAGGACCGAGCGGGGCCCGGCGCCCCGGGGGGCUCCGGGGCCGGGGCCCACGGCGCCGACGCGGAGCAGAAGAGGCGGAGGGCGAGGAACGCCGUGCGCAGUGCCUUCUUCCUGGUGCCGCUGGUGUGCGUGGCGCUGCUGGUGCUGCUGUGCGCGUUUCUCCUGCCCUGCCAGAAGAGGGAGCUGGAGAAGAGGCCGGCGUGGGAGCGAGCGCUGGGGGAGGCCGGAGGCGUCACACCGCCCGCGCUGUCGCUGUGGGACGUCGACGGCGACUCGGUGGAGGACGUGUUCCUGGGGGUCACCGACUGGACCAACGACACCCGCCCCACGCUCGGGAACAAAGUCUACAGCGCCGUGGCCCUGUCCGGGGUCAGCGGGCGGGUGCUGUGGAGGAAAGUCAUGCGCGAGUCGGUGAUGUACAUCCAGUGUGGUCUGCAGUACAGCAGCCAGCCGACCCCCGUGGUCCUCCUCGUUGGGAAGUCCGUCCUCAUGGCGGUCAACGGCACCACAGGGAAGACCUUGUGGUUGGUCCAGCUGAAGAACAUUGAAUCCCAGGCCGUGUUACUUCCAGACCUUCAGGGCGACUCGGUGCCAGAUCUGCUGAUAGCCACCCUGCCCGCGGACGAGGCGUUGGACCUCUCCCUGACGCUGCUCUCGGGGCAGACGGGGGCGAAGCUCGGACACCCCGUGCCCUUUAACCUCACCGGCCAAGGAAAGCUGAUUGGCCCUCUGCUGCAUGAGACACAACAAGGGGCUUACUACAUCCUCUUUGGACUGGGUAAUGUAGAGGCAAUCUCCUUACGGGACGUCUACAUUCGAGCCACUGGAAAGAUGCCCAUAACUCAAGCCCUGAGAGGGAAAGACACCGGGUGGGAGGGACUCAAAACCAAUUCCUCCUCCUUCAUACACAUUUACAGGGGAUCCGAGGGCGUGGAGUUCCUGCUCCCUCUCCUGCCCGGCCUCGGAGACAACCACAACAGCCUGGACCCGGCGUGGAACCUGAACUCCUCUACGAGCGACUGGGUGCUGGUGUACGGCUCCAGCAAGCUGUCGCUGCUCCGCCAGAAGGACGCACGCAAAGAAUGGACCUUCAACUCGGGCCCCAUUCACAGCCAACCGGCCCCGGGACACUUCAACGAUGACGGAAUCCUCGACCUGUUCAUUCAGCAUUCGGCCAACGGCGUCAUGAAGGCGCUGGUUGUCGAUGGAGCGAACGGCCAUCUUCUGUGGUCGGCGCAAUUCGUGUGUCCCCGCCUUGUUCUGGAAACGUCCGCCAUCGCCACCUCCACCGGCCAAUCGGCUUUCCUCUUCUGGGCCGGCGACCCAAUCGAAGCACCAAAGAACAUCACCAAGCCAACGGUGUCCCCGGGUGUCGCCGCGGCGGAGCCGCUCAUCCGAAAACUCUUCCUGUUGCACCCGGCGCACGCGACCGUCCUGCUGCAGCUGACCAGCACCACGGACACGGCGGUCACCUCCGCAGUGAGCUAUCAGGAGCGGAUGAAGGACGCCUCCUACAUCACGGUGUCCUCGCGACCCACGGCCGACUCGGAGCCCGGCGCCCGGGUCGUCAAGAGUACGAGCCUCCGAGCCGCCGUCACCAAAGGGCAAAUAGUGCGACUGGGGGAGAGCGGCAGGUCGGGGGGGGGCGUCCAACCCGGCGCGUUUGAGGUGAACAAGUUCUUCAGGGGCUUGUCCUUUAAGCGCCCGGUGAGAGAGACUCACUCAAGCACGACGCCGGUUUGAGAACCGCGGAUCCAUCGUCAGGUCCGUUCGGUCGGUCGGACCCCCACAAGGUUUAAGGAGGGAGGGGCGCACUGCCCCCGACACUGUGGAGACGCGCUGAGUUCAUCCAGAACUGUACAUUCAUCUCGUUUGCGGAUUUGAUUUGUGUUACUUGAAACUUCUGCUCUGUACAAAGAUUCUUCUUAAGUAGGUUGUGUUUUUAUUGCUUCUUUAAAUUAUUUAACCUGCAGUGUUUUGCCUGCCAUUCAAUUAGGGGGCAACACCCCCCCCCCCCAAUAAAGUCUCUUUUUAAUGUUUACAAUCAUCCACUGAUGUCUGCGCACAGGAAAGUCUUUAACAUUUGUUUGAUUGAGUGUCGAUACCAAGAUGAACUUUGUACUUUAGAUCAUUACAGACAGGGAAGCACAACAAUCCUGUAAAUGUGUUUAAAGUCUGCAGCAUUAAUAACUCUUCCAAAGCCAGUAGGUUCAUUUGGCUUCUUUUUUGUUGUCAUAAAAUGGUGUUCUUUCUGCUCUGUAAAUAUUUGAUGCUGUACAGUGUUAAUUUAUUGCUUCAACGUUGAAUUUGUUGAUUUAUGUUGUGAAAUAUCUUAUGGUUAUAUAAUCCAGUUUUUUUUCUCAGAACAUGUGACUGCUAAAGGGUACGGCAUUUAAAUGUAAGCUGCAACUUCACAUAUCGCCAGUGAAAGUAUGAGAAUCAUUUCUUACUGUAA